AUGGGGUCGAUAGAGGAGACCUCAUCAGAAGAGAUGAGCUUUAAGGAGAUACCGAUUCUUGAUCUUUCCAAGGCGAGAUCCGAUGAGACGAAGCCCGAGUUCCUCAGAGAACUACGCGAUGCGUUGAUGAAUGUGGGAUUCUUGUACAUCAAGAACACAGGCAUCGAUCAAGAGACGUAUGAUCGAGUAUGUGCGGAGGGCAUCAAGUUCUUUGACCUUUCCGAGGAAGAGAAAUUAGCUAUCGAGAUGAAGAACGCGCCCAGUUUCUUGGGAUACAGCCGUCUUGGAAACGAGGUCACUGCGUUUAAACAGGACUGGAGAGAACAGAUUGAUUUGGGAACACCGCAUCGAUUGCGCGAGGAACGGGAACCUUUGUACUACAACCUGUGGGGGCCAAACAUGUGGCCAAAUGAGAAAUUCUUGCCAGACUUCCGGCGAGUGUAUGAAGACUACAUGGCCAAGAUGAGCGAAGUGAGUAUGUUCUUCACCAGCCUCAUCGCCGAGGCCAUCGGCCUGGAAGCCAACGCCUUCAACCGGUUUUUCGACGAGGACCAGCAACACAAACUCAAAAUCAUCAAGUACCCUGAUGUCGGCGACGGCGUAGGGCAAGGUGUAGGGCCUCACAAGGACUCCAUGUUGAGUUCAUAUCUGUUGCAAGCGACAAACCACAAGGGCUUGCAAGUGCAGAACACACGGGGCGAGUGGAUCGACUGUCCACCCAUCAAGGGCACGCUCGUCGUCGCCAUCGGCCAAGGUCUCGAAGCCGUGACCGGUGGCGUAACAAUGAGCACGACGCACCGCGUCCUCUCCCCACAAGCCGGCACCGGCGCACGCUUCUCCAUCCCCUUCUUCCAAGGCGUCUCCUACGACGCGCAAUUCGAAUCCAUGGACGUCCCCGCGCACGUGCGCAAACUCCGCGAGGAUAUCCUCGCGUCGCAAAACGGGCGCCGCGACGACGUGGAGUUCACGUUCGUCAAGGGGAAAUGGAGCCACCUGGGCGAGGCGACGCUCAUGAACCGCAUCAAGUCACAUCCGGAUGUUGGGGAAAGGUGGUAUCCCGUUCUGCUCAAGCAGAUUCGCGAGGAACAGGCCCAGCAGCAGCAGCAACGACAAGAAGCGAGAGGCGCUGCCGCGAAGGAGCAAGUGGUGGUGGGAGACGGCCAGCCACGGACGCUGCAGCAAUAG
Messenger RNA from Zasmidium cellare ATCC 36951, 1185 nucleotides. RefSeq lists its product as uncharacterized. The coding region runs from base 1 to 1185 and encodes 394 amino acids. The record is from RefSeq and is a predicted model, not a curated record. NCBI's taxonomy places the organism in Eukaryota, Fungi, Ascomycota, Dothideomycetes, Mycosphaerellales, Mycosphaerellaceae. The transcript is spliced from 3 exons.